This is a messenger RNA of Ceratina calcarata, 3392 nucleotides long. RefSeq lists its product as uncharacterized. Gene Ontology annotation, molecular function: protein-membrane adaptor activity. The record is from RefSeq and is a predicted model, not a curated record. Gene Ontology annotation, cellular component: nuclear envelope; meiotic nuclear membrane microtubule tethering complex. The transcript has 13 exons. Lineage: Eukaryota; Metazoa; Arthropoda; Insecta; Hymenoptera; Apidae. The coding region runs from base 254 to 2626 and encodes 790 amino acids.
UGGAGAUACGGCUGUUCGCACUAGUUCGCAGUUUUCUACGCGUUGCGAGAGUUACAAGUUCGCGUUGUGCGUUAGAUCUUGAAGUGUUUAAAGGAUUGUGUAAAUGUUGACAUACAUUCUGCAGCUGUAUCGAGACACAUCAUUCUACAUUGAUUGGAUAGCGAGGAAAAUAUUUUGAUAUCGCUUUGAAUGCACGAUACACUGCAUCAUUCAAGACGAAUCACUAAUUUCUUAAAUACAUUUUCGUAAAACAAUGGAGGGUGAACAACGACAUUAUGAUUUAAGGACUGGAAGUAGAUCAAGAUCUAGAACUCCCUUGGUACAAAAUCGUACCUUAAUCGAAUCAGAGAUUUCGGAACAUCAUUAUGAUUUGAGAAGUCAUAGUCGGGAGAGGUCUCAUACACCAGGAGAAGUUACAAGUAGAAAAUUUGUUUCGAAAGUUCAAGCUAGCACUAGUAGUAAGACACAUGACCAAAGUAAGGAGACAAUAGUUGAGAGUAUACAAGAUAAUUCGGUUGAGUCUAUAUCUGAAAAUGCAAAGAAAAUAACUGAGAAUGUUAGCACAAGAAAAGGGGAACGCAGAUCCGAAAGGCAAAGAGCAAAGAGACAAGUGCAUGCCAAUGGCCAAAGUGAAAAAAAAGAAGACAUGCGACAGCGUAAAAUUUUUAAAGUUCGUAAGAAUACAAGUGACUAUUCUUCGGACGAAGGUGAAAGAGACGAUUCCUCUAGCAGACCCUGUUCUGCACAUGAAAUUUAUAAACAAGCUGGCGAUUGGUGGAAUGUAUUUCCAAAAACAGAUUAUACUUAUUCAGAAAGAUCUCAGUGUCGUUACGAAAUAGCGCCAGGUAUAUUAGCAAUGCCUAACAUGUCACGACCUUCUAUUCAUUCGAAUUCUCAACCAUUUUCAUGUGACACAUUCGAUAGCGGUAUGUCUGAAACAACGGAUUUCGUCACUGCAAAAGGAACAACAACAGAUGAAGGUGUGUCCGCUUCUGAAUUUCCUGGACAUAUGUCGAGUUCGGAUAGAAAGUCAUCACUCCAAUGUACAAAGACUCAUAAAGAACAAUAUCGUUCUUACAGAGAAGUUAUUUAUACAGAACCAAAAAUUGUGUCUGAAUCAAGGCAAUCGGUACCUUAUACUCAUACGCCAUUCAGACGUAUCGACUCCCGGCAACGCGAUGUUACAUCUUUUAUUGACUCUGACACCGAAUUAGAUGAAGCAAUUCCAAGUAGUCUCAUUAGAAGAAGUAAAAUAAUUGAACGAUUUACAAGUUUUAUCUCAGUGAUCGUUUCAUGGUUUAGCAAACUUCUUGUAUUUCUGAGACUUGAAACAAUUGAGAAACGAGAAUACCGUCCUACGUACGAAUAUCAAAGAAAUGUUGCCGAAUCUAAAUUGUCUAGAGUUUGGAAGAUUAUCGAUCGGUCCUUUGCGUACGUUUAUUUCUUUCUGGUCAAAGUACUCUUAUUUGAUACGUGGUUAUUGAGCUGUGGAUCCAAUGCUAGAGCACGGAUUCGUAAAACAAGCUGGAGAGUUCUUUGGAUCGUCUUGCUACCGUUACUUCUCAUUCUUGGGUAUUGGUGUUUGCCAUAUUUUCCGAUGUUGUUAUAUUCAACCAAAGUAAUUGCGCGUCAAUUUAGGGAGACAUCGGAUUUGACUGCCAACAAUCAAUUGAUUUCAAGGGAAAUGAUGUUUGGCAAGGAUAUAUUUGAGUCAUUUGGGAUCAGUAACUUGGAUCAAACUGUUGAACAGUCUGGUCAGCAUUUUAAUGAAAGUGAAAUGCUUGAGCAGCUAAAGGAAAGCGAACGUGUGUUAUCUAAUAUUCACACUGAAGAAAUGGACAUAAUUAAAUUGCAGCUUAAAAAGUUGAGAGAACUUUACUCGGAACUGAAGUUGUGCUGCAAUGCGCGUACAAAGUACAUUACUAAUGAAGAUUUAGAAAUGCGAUUGAAUAUGUUCUUAAGUGAUUAUCUUAGUACGUCUGUGACAAAUGAAGCGAAAGUUCGAAGCGAAUCAUCGAUCGCUAUGGAUUAUGGAAUAACGGAUGAUCGUGUGCGUGCGAUAGUCAGAGAAGCCUUAAAAAUAUACGACGCCGAUAAAACGGGACGUGUCGAUUACGCGUUAGAGUCGGCUGGUGGGCAAAUUGUUAGUACACGUUGUACGCAACGGUACGAUAUAAAAACUAGGGCAUUCAAAUUGUUGGCUUUUACGCUUUACCAUGAAAAUAAUAAUCCACGUACAGUGAUACAAGGAAAUCCAAUACAACCAGGCACUUGCUGGGCAUUCCAAGGCUUUCCAGGAUAUCUUUUAAUCAAGUUACGUAGUUCUAUUUAUAUUACUGGGUUCACGCUUGAGCACGCACCAAAGUCGAUUUUACCUAACGGAGAAAUGAGAAGUGCCCCGAAAAAAUUCAAUGUCUGGGGUUUCCUCGAUGAAAAUGAUCUGGAACCUGUGAUGUUCGGAGACUACGAGUUUGCAGCUUCUGACGAUAGUUUACAAUACUUUCCUGUUCAAAACAUAACAAUCGAUAGACCGUAUGAAUACGUGGAAUUAAGGAUACAUAGUAAUCAUGGACAACUUGAAUAUACGUGUUUAUAUAGAUUUCGCGUUCACGGGCGACCAAUGUGAUUAUUUUCUCAUCAAAGUGCGAGAGUGUCUCAGACAUUAUGAGUUAUUGUGGACAGUGUUCAGCGUAGCUCCCGUGCGAAUAGAUGAAAAGAUUGCAUGAAUGAGUGAGCGAGUGAAAGAUCGAGGAAGAGAACUUAUAGGAACACCGUUGCACGUUGGUAUGUGCCUUCAAUUACUCAUCAUACAGUAGUAACAAUUAGAGACAAACUUAUUUUAACGAGUAUAAGACGAACGAGAUGAACGUAAGUUACCGUUAACAUCAUAAUAUGACGCUUAAUUAUACGUGUGCGGGACCGAACACUUAACCGUACUCUUCCUUUGUAUGAGUGUGUUUAUGCUCUCUUCAUCCUAAACUUUGUUCGUAAAAAUAAAUUGCACUUGAGAAUACGCACACUUGCCUGGGGCAAAAGGAGAGCGAGAUUAAUCACGACGCAAUUAAAAAGAAUGCUCGCAGUUCCAAAUGUUAUCCAAAGUCAAGUAUCAUUAGAUUUGUAAUAACGUAAAAUUAUAAAAUUAACGCGACAGUACAAAUAGUAAAAAAGAAAAAUUGUAUUUAGGUUAAGGUAGAUAAUAUUUGCAGUGUUUCAUAACUUUGAUUAUACUAAUGCGUUUUAUAGAAAUUUACAUAGUGCAGCAUAUUUGAUAAUAUAUUUGAAAUGAACAGUGCGUACGCGUACGCAUGUGUGUACAUAUGCACAUACACUGUACAUGUGAGAAAUAGCAAGAAAUAUAUAUUGUUUUGCAAGUUGAAAGUGAUUUCGCACAA